GCUCGGGCGCGGCGCUUCCUCAGCGGUCCCGGCUCCCUUCCGCGCCGCAGCCGUCGCCUGCUGCCUCUUCCGCAGCCCAGCAUACUCUUCCGAGCUACACGUGGGCGCACCCGCCGACAAGGGCCGCAGCCGCAGAUACUUUGUCCUUUGUGAGAAUGUAAGAUGGAUCCGGAAGAGCAGGAGCUAUUAAAUGAUUACAGAUACAGAAAUUACUCUUCAGUGAUUGAAAAGGCUUUAAGAAAUUUUGAGUCCUCAAGUGAAUGGGCAGAUCUCAUAUCUUCUCUUGGCAAGCUCAACAAGGCUCUUCAGAGUAACCUGAGGUAUUCCUUGUUGCCAAGACGGCUCCUUAUCAGCAAGAGAUUAGCGCAGUGUUUGCAUCCUGCCCUGCCCAGUGGUGUGCACUUAAAAGCCCUAGAAACCUACGAGAUUAUCUUUAAAAUUGUGGGGACCAAAUGGCUGGCCAAGGACUUGUUCCUGUACAGCUGUGGAUUAUUUCCUCUGCUGGCGAACGCGGCCAUGUCAGUGCGGCCCGUGCUGCUUGGCCUGUACGAGAAAUACUUCCUCCCACUGCAGAAGCUGCUCCUGCCCAGCCUCCAGGCCUUCAUUGUUGGCCUGCUGCCUGGCCUUGAGGAGGGCUCUGAGAUCUAUGACAGAACAGAUGCGCUGCUCCUGCGACUGUCCCUUGUGGUGGGCAAGGAGGUGUUUUACGCUGCCCUUUGGGGGAGUGUCCUGGCAAGCCCAUCCAUCCGCCUUCCCGCCUCACUCUUUGUGGUGGGCCACAUCAACAGGGACUCGCCUGGCAAGGAGCAGAAGUACAUGCUGGGGACCGAUCAUCAGCUCACGGUAAAAUCUUUAUGUGCAUCACUGUUGGACUCAAAUGUUCUUGUGCAAAGAAAUAAUCUGGAAAUUGUUCUGUUUUUCUUCCCAUUUUAUACCUGUCUGGAUUCCAGUGAGAGAGCCAUCCCCCUGCCCAGAUCUGAUAUUGUACACAUUCUCUCAGCCGCUACCCAGACCCUCCUGAGAAGGGAUAUGUCUCUGAACAGAAGACUCUAUGCAUGGUUACUAGGUUCAGACAUUAAAGGAAAUACCAUUGUGCCAGAAUCUGAAAUCUCAAAUUCUUACGAAGACCAAUCCUCUUAUUUUUUUGAAAAAUACUCCAAGGAUCUUUUAGUUGAGGGCCUGGCUGCAAUAUUGCAUCAGAAGUUCUCAGACGCCGAUGUCGAGGAGCGCCAUCACGCAUACCUGAAGCCUUUUCGCAUCCUUGUCAGUCUGCUUGACAAGCCAGAGAUAGGGCCUCAAGUGGUUGGGAAUUUGUUUCUCGAAGUCAUCAGAGCAUUUUAUUCCUAUUGUAGAGAUGCCCUUGGUUCUGAUCUUAAACUUAGCUACACUCAGAGUGGAAAUUCACUGAUAAGUAUAAUCAAAGAAAACAGAAAUGCCUCUGAGAUCAUUAAGACGGUGAAUUUGCUGAUCACUUCCCUGAGCACAGACUUUCUCUGGGAUUAUAUGAUGAGGUGUUUUGAGGAAUGUUUUAGACCAGUGAAGCAGAGUUAUGCUGUCAGAAAAAACAUCAGCGCCCCCCCCACAGUCUCAGAGCUCUGCACCCUCCUCGUGUUCCUUCUGGACGUGAUUCCCUUGGAACUUUACUCUGAGGUACAAAGCCAGUACCUUCCACAGGUGCUCAGCUGCCUAGUGCAGCCUCUUGCUGAGGAAGUGGAGGCCUUAAGCUUACCUGAACUCACACAUGCCCUGAAGACCUGUUUCAAGGUGCUCAGCAAAGUCCAAAUGCCGCCUUCCUACCUAGACAUGGAGUCCCCAAGUGGAAGCUCGAGUCCAGUAAAAGGUGAAAAUGGUGAAAUAAUUUUGGAAACAAAAGCAGUGAUUCCAGGUGAUGAAGACACUUCGUUCCCCACCCUGAAAUCUGAGGACAGUGGGAUUGGGCUCAGUGCCUCAUCGCCAGAGCUCUCUGAGCACCUGAGGUUUCCUCGCAUUUCUCCGGAAAGAGACGACGUUUGGAAGAAAGGUGGGAGUAUGCAGAGGACAUUUCUUUGCAUCCAGGAGCUAAUUGCCAACUUUGCCAGCAAGAACAUUUUUGGAGCACAGCUAACAGCGUCUGGAGAAGAAAGCAAGUCCAGAGAGCCCACAGGGAAGGAGGACAAGGGUGGGACCCAGAGUCUGGUGGCUGAUGACUGCAGCAGGAAGAACUCCUGGGAGGCCAAGCCCAUCACUGUGCCCCAGUUUAAGCAGAUGCUUUCAGAUUUGUUCACAGCGCGAGGGUCUCCAUUUAAGACAAAAAGUUCGGAGUCACCAUCCUCUUUGCCCAGCAGCCCCAGCAGCAAAAAAGGGGGAGAAUGGGAUGUUGACCAGGUAGUCAUUGACCUGGGAGGCUCCAGGGAGGACUGCAGGGAAGCCUUUGCUGCUGCCUGCCACCUGCUACUGGACUGUGCCACCUUCCCAGUCUACCUGUCCGAGGAAGAGACAGAGCAGCUCUGUGAAACGCUCUUCCAGCUUCCAGGAACCAGUGAUUCCAGUUUUCCAUCUUGGCUGAAAUCCCUCAUGACCAUUUGCUGCUGUGUGACUGACUGCUACCUCCAGAACGUGGCCAUCUCCACUCUGCUGGAAGUGAUAAACCAUUCCCAGUCCCUAGCACUUGUCAUUGAAGACAAGAUGAAACGCUAUAAAAGCUCUGGGCACAACCCAUUUUUUGGCAAGCUACAGAUGGUAACAGUUCCUCCCGUUGCUCCUGGGAUAUUGAAAGUCAUUUCAGAGAAAACAGACUUCUAUCAGAGGGUGGCUCGUGUGCUGUGGAAUCAGCUGAACAAGGAGACCAGGGAGCAUCACAUCACCUGUGUGGAAUUGUUCUACCGGCUGCAUUGCCUAGCCCCGACGGCUAACAUCUGCGAGGACAUCAUCUGUCAUGCCCUCCUGGACCCUGACAAGGGAACGAGAUUGGAAGCUUUGUUUAGAUUUUCUGUGAUCUGGCACCUGACGAGAGAGAUCCAAGGCAGUCGAGUGACGUCUCACAAUCGCUCCUUUGACAGGUCCUUGUUCGUGGUGCUGGACAGCCUGGCAUGCCCGGAUGGCGCCAUCGGAGCAGCGGCCCAGGGCUGGCUGGUGCGCGCAUUGUCCCUCGGGGAUGUGGCACGCAUCCUUGAACCCAUGCUCCUGCUACUACUCCAGCCCAAAACCCAGAGAACCUCCAUCCACUGCCUCAAGCAGGAGAACUCAGCUGAGGACUUGCAUCGUUGGUUUAACAGGAAGAAAAGCUCUUUCAAAGAAGUAUGUGGAGGGCCUGAGCUUCGGGAAGGUGGCUCUGAAGAACACCUGCCUCUGAGCCAGUUCACCACGGUUGACCGUGAAGCCAUUUGGGCCGAAGUGGAGAAGGAGCCAGAGAAGUGCCCGCCGAUAAGCGAGCUGAGCGAGGAGGAGCUGCCCUACUAUGUGAACCUUCCAGAUAGGACAGCCCAUGGCGCCCCAGACAGUAGCGAGCACACCGAGUCUGCAGACACCAGCCCCGGCCACACAGACAGUGAGAAUACGUCCUCCUUUUCCUCCCCGUCCCAUGACCUGCAGGGGCUGAGCAGUGACGAGAACUGUUGUGCACCCAUCCCCAUGGGGGGCAGGGCACACCCCAAGCGCUCCGCCCUGCUGGUGGCCUCGCAGUCAGAGAGCUUUAGGUCCAAUGCCAAGUUAAGCCUGGUGCGUGUGGACUCAGACAAGACCCAGGCUUCAGAGUCAUUUUCCAGUGACGAGGAGGCCGACUUGGAGCUGCAGGCCCUCACCACGUCCAGGCUGCUGAAGCAGCAGAGGGAGAGGCAGGAGUCGAUCGAGGCCUUGUUCAAGCACAUCCUGCUCUACCUGCAGCCCUACGACUCACGGCGGGUCCUUUAUGCCUUCUCGGUGCUGGAGGCCGUGCUCAAAACCAACCCUAAGGAGUUUACUGAGGCCGUGUCCAGGACCAGCAUGGACACCAGCUCCACUGCACACCUCAACCUCAUCUCCAACCUCCUUGCCCGCCACCAGGAGGCCCUCAUUGGCCAGAGCUUCUACGGAAAACUCCAGACUCAGUCCCCCAACGUGUGCCCCCACUCUCUGCUGAUCGAGCUCCUCACCUACCUUUGCCUCAGUUUUCUACGCUCCUACUACCCUUGUUAUUUAAAGGUCUCCCACCGAGACAUACUCGGCAACCGGGACGUACAGGUCAAAAGUGUUGAGGUUUUGAUUAGAAUAAUGACGCAGCUGGUGUCAGUGGCCAAGUCUUCUGAUGGGAAGAGCAUGGAGUUCAUCAAUAGCUUACUCCAGAGGUGCAAAGUACAGGAAUUUGUGCUGCUCUCACUGUCGGCAUCCAUGUACACGAGCCAGAAGCGCUAUGGGCUGGCCGCGGCUGGCCCGGGAAGGGCCCCACAGGAGGGCAUCCUCUUUGAGGAGAGUCUCAUCCACCUGGGUCAGGACCAGAUCUGGAGUGAGCACCCACUGCAGAUUGAGCUGCUCAAGCUCCUGCAGGUGCUGAUUGUCCUGGAGCAUCACCUCGGUCAGGUCCAAGAGGAGGCCGAAAACCAGCCAGACCUGUCCCGGGAGUGGCAGAGGGCCCUGAACUUCCAGCAGGCCAUCAGCGCCACGCAGUAUGUGCAGCCCCACCCCCUCACCUCCCAGGGCCUGCUGGUCUCUGCCGUGGUGAGAGGCCUGCAGCCCGCCUAUGGAUACGGCAUGCACCCGGCCUGGGUGAGCUUGGUCACGCAUUCCUUGCCAUACUUCGGAAAGUCCCUGGGCUGGACAGUGACCCCUUUCAUUGUCCAGAUUUGCAAAAACUUGGAUGAGCUGGUCAAGCAGUAUGAAAGCGAAUCUUUGAAGCUCUCCAUCAGCACAACCUCCAAGAGGGAAAACAUUUCUCCGGAUUAUCCACUCACUCUUCUGGAAGGUCUGAUGACCAUUAGUCAUUUUUGUCUUUUGGAACAACCCAACCAAAACAAAAAGAUCACUGGCGUAGGUGAUCCGGCCAACUUGAGAAAUGCCAAGAAUGCCAUUCUGGAAGAGCUGCCUCGAAUUGUUAACACCAUGGCCCUUCUCUGGAAUGUUCUCAGGAAAGAGGAGACUCAAAAGAGACCUGUUGAUCUACUUGGAACCACGAAGGGAUCCUCUUCUGUUUACUUUAAAACCACCAAAAUCAUAAGACAGAAAAUUUUAGACUUCCUAAACCCCUUGACAGCCCAUCUUGGGGUACAGUUAAUAGCUGCUGUUGCAGCAGUGUGGAGCAGAAAGAAAGCUCAACGACAGAGUAAGAUGAAGCUCUCAAGGAUUAUUUUUUCCCGGCAGAUUGUCCCGGUGGCCAGCACCUCCCAGCUCACCCUUGUUGACCUGGUUUGUGCGCUUAGCACUCUGCAGACUGACGCCGUGCUGCACCUGGUGAAGGAGGUGGCAAAGAGGCCACCACAAGUCAGAGCGGGGGAUGAGAAAUUGCCCCUAGUGGAUAUUCCUGUGUUGCAGUUUUGCUAUGCUUUUAUCCAAAGGCUACCAAUACCAACUUUGCAAGAGAACUUUCCUUCGUUGUUGGGAGUAUUGAAGGAAUCUGUCCAGUUGAAUCUAGCUCCACCUGGGUAUUUUCUGCUUCUCAGCAUGCUGAAUGACUUUGUGACAAGAACUCCCAACCUGGAAAGCAAGAAGGAUCAAAAAGACCUGCAGGAAAUCACUCAAAAAGUCCUAGAAGCUGUGGGAAACAUUGCUGGCUCUUCCUUGGAACAAACCAGCUGGCUAAGCAGAAACCUGGAAGUAAAGGCCCAGCCUCAGGUCUCUCUAGAAGAAUCUGAUGCUGAGGAAGAUUUGUAUGAUACUGCUACGGCCUCAGCAAUGGUGUCCGCAUCUACCCCUUCAGUAUACAGCGUGCAAGCCCUCUUUCUUCUGGCAGAGGUGCUGGCUUCUCUCCUGGACAUGGUUUACCGAAGUGAUGAGAAGGAGAAAGCAGUGCCGUUAAUCUCUCGUCUGCUUUAUUACGUUUUUCCUUACUUACGCAAUCACAGCGCCUACAAUGCCCCCAGCUUCCGGGCCAGCGCCCAGCUACUGAGCGCCCUGAGCGGCUAUGCCUACACAAAACGAGCCUGGAAAAAAGAAGUGCUGGAGUUGUUUUUGGACCCUGCUUUCUUCCAGAUGGAUACUUCUUGUGUUCAUUGGAAGUCCAUUAUUGACCAUCUUCUGACUCAUGAGAAAACCAUGUUUAAAGAUUUAAUGAACAUGCAGAGCAGUUCUUUAAAACUGUUCUCCAGUUUUGAGCAGAAAGCCAUGCUGUUAAAGCGCCAGGCUUUUGCUGUCUUCAGUGGAGAACUUGAUCAAUAUCACCUUUACCUUCCAUUGAUACAAGAACGCCUGACAGACAAUCUCAGAGUUGGACAGACACCCACAGUUGCUGCUCAGAUGUUUCUUUUUUUCAGAGUUUUGCUGUUAAGAAUAUCUCCUCAACAUUUGACUUCAUUGUGGCCAAUAAUGGUCUCUGAAUUGAUUCAGACAUUUACACAGCUUGAAGAGGAUCUGAAAGAGGAAGAUGAAUCAUUGAGAAACAGCAACAAAAUAAACAGAGUGAAAGUUUCAGUCCCAGAUGGAAAUGGGCCCUCAAUGGGGGAGAUACCCCAGAGUGAACUCACCUUAUAUUUAUCAGCUUGCAAGUUCUUGGACACAGCACUUUCUUUUCCACCUGACAAGAUGCCACUGUUUCAAAUUUAUAGGUGGGCAUUUGUUCCAGAAGUGGACACAGAGGGCCCUGCCUUCCUGUCAGAUCUGGAGGAGAAUCACCAAGAAUGCAAACCCCACACUGUUAGGAUUCUAGAACUUCUAAAAUUAAAAUAUGGGGAAAUUAGCAGCUCUGAUGAGGUCACUGUGAAGAGUGAAUUCCCUCUUCUGCGCCAGCAUUCUGUUUCCAGCAUUGGUCAGUUGAUGCCAUUCUUCAAGACUCUAAACUGUGCUUUUAAAACCCAAAGUCAGCUGCCCACUGAUGCCCCCGGAGCACCUUUACACUUUCCAGUCACGGAUAACCCAAGCAUCUUGAAACAACUGGAAGAAUGUGUUGAAUAUGAUUUUUUGGAACAUUCAGAAUGUUAACCUUAUGAGAGAAUUUGUUAAAUCCAUUUAUUGAUACUUUAGUGAAAACCAGGAUAUAUUCUAAACAAGAAAGGAAGCCACGAUAGUGCUUUUAAACAAGUCUGUUUCAAUUUUGAAAGUAUAUUUCAGACAGUUUUCUUUUUGGCAACAAAUACACUUCCCUAAUGCCUUGUAAUAUAUUUGGAUCUGAUUCUAUGUUUCUUCCUCAAUUUAUGUAGUGAAAAUAAAAUUAAUAUAUCAUCUAACAGUAGCACAAAACUUGUAAUAUGAAGUAAAGUAUAAAGAGAAUGAAGAAGUCGUUUUCUUUGUUGAAGGAGAUAUCUGGGUCUUUGCCAGUAUAUUUCUCUGGAAGCUUAAACUUAU
Messenger RNA from Cynocephalus volans (Philippine flying lemur), 7446 nucleotides. RefSeq names its product DOP1 leucine zipper like protein B (gene DOP1B). Gene Ontology annotation, cellular component: endosome; trans-Golgi network. Bases 163 to 7083 code for a protein of 2306 amino acids. Gene Ontology annotation, biological process: Golgi to endosome transport. The transcript is spliced from 37 exons. NCBI's taxonomy places the organism in Eukaryota, Metazoa, Chordata, Mammalia, Dermoptera, Cynocephalidae. The record is from RefSeq and is a predicted model, not a curated record.